UCCUUCCUCCUUCCUCCUCGGGCCUCCUCGGGCCUCCUCCGCCCCCGCCGCCGCCAUGAUCCUGCUGGAGGUGAACAACCGCAUCAUCGAGGAGACCCUGGCCCUCAAGUUCGACAACGCCGCCGCAGGAAACAAGCCCGAGGCGGUCGAAGUGACGUUUGCAGACUUCGAUGGCGUCCUGUAUCACAUCUCCAACCCCAACGGGGACAAGACGAAAGUGAUGGUGAGCAUCUCAUUGAAGUUCUACAAGGAGCUGCAGGUCCAUGGCGCCGAUGAGUUGCUGAAGAGGGUGUACGGGAGCUUCUUGGUCAAUCCGGAAUCAGGCUACAAUGUAUCCUUGCUGUACGACCUGGAGAACCUGCCCGCGUCCAAAGACUCCAUCGUGCACCAGGCCGGCAUGUUGAAACGCAACUGCUUCGCCUCCGUCUUCGAGAAGUACUUCAAGUUCCAGGAAGAGGGCAAGGAGGGAGAGAACAGGGCCGUCGUCCACUACAGGGACGACGAGACCAUGUACGUGGAGUCCAAGAAGGAUCGGGUCACGGCAGUGUUCAGCACGGUAUUUAAGGACGACGAUGACGUGGUCAUCGGGAAGGUUUUCAUGCAGGAAUUCAAGGAAGGGCGCCGUGCCAGCCACACAGCCCCCCAGGUCCUCUUCAGCCACCGGGAGCCGCCCCUGGAGCUCAAAGACACGGACGCCGCCGUCGGGGACAACAUCGGCUACAUCACCUUCGUGCUGUUUCCCCGCCACACCAACGCCAAUGCCAGAGACAACACCAUCAACUUGAUCCACACGUUCCGAGAUUACCUGCACUAUCACAUCAAAUGCUCCAAGGCCUACAUCCACACGCGCAUGCGGGCGAAAACGUCCGACUUCCUCAAGGUGCUGAACCGUGCGCGCCCAGAUGCCGAGAAAAAGGAAAUGAAAACAAUCACGGGGAAGACCUUCUCGUCCCGCUAACGUCGGGAGCAGGAGGAGGAGCAGGGAAGAGCAGGAGGCGGUGACGGACGGGUCCCGCGGGCCGGAGCGCACACACACACUGCCGGAACAUCCUAGCUUGGGAAGCGGCGCCCCUCCAGAUUCCCAAGAAAGACACCCCCCGCCCCGGCCCAUCCCUCCCCCCGGCCCCGAUCCCGUUUUGUACUCGUCCGGAAAAUAAUCUGCAGAAUCGAGCAGUGCUUGCAAGGACUUCAGAAUUCCCGAGAAUUUAAAAAGGAAAAAAAAAAACCACCCAAGGGGGGGGAAAAAAUGAUCUCACUUCGAAUCAAUUCCUUUUCUUGAUCUCUCCCCCCCGUCCCCACUCCCUCUUUCCGAGCUGUUUCGCUUGCGCAGUACGUUACUGGUAAUGAGUUGCAGGAAAAUACGCGUCGACUUGUGUUCUCUUGAAGUAUUUCGAGUCCCAAACCCCUGUAUCCGGAGGAUCGCGGUUGGGUCGUUAAUAAAGGAGAUCUUUCUAUCUUA
This is a messenger RNA of Tachyglossus aculeatus (Australian echidna), 1459 nucleotides long. RefSeq names its product actin related protein 2/3 complex subunit 2 (gene ARPC2). The transcript is spliced from 10 exons. The record is from RefSeq and is a predicted model, not a curated record. The coding region runs from base 56 to 958 and encodes 300 amino acids. Gene Ontology annotation, molecular function: actin filament binding; structural constituent of cytoskeleton. NCBI's taxonomy places the organism in Eukaryota, Metazoa, Chordata, Mammalia, Monotremata, Tachyglossidae. Gene Ontology annotation, biological process: actin filament polymerization; Arp2/3 complex-mediated actin nucleation. Gene Ontology annotation, cellular component: Arp2/3 protein complex; actin cytoskeleton.